AAAUGGUCGUUAGGAAUUAGUUUGGAAGUUUGGAAUUAGCACAUUUUUCCACCAUUGUAUUUUUAGAAGAAAAAUUUUAAAAUUACUUUUGUUUCUCAGAAUCCCAAAUAUGUAGUUGCUUGUGUAGCACCGUUUUGAAAUGGCUUCAUUUGAUGAACGGGAGGCUGAAGCAAUUGCUUCGAAUUGGGUUCAAAAUUUACGAUUCCGUUUUGCAAGAAUGGGACUAAAUUACCACAACGAAGGCAAUGUAAGUCAAGAAUUGAGCGAAGUAUCCACUUGCCAAGUUCUGAAGGAUAGCGUCAAGGUAAUCGGACAGAAGCAAGAAUGCGGUUUUGACGAUAACGGAAUGUGUCGUAAAAGCUACGUUAGUAUUGCGUCCAAUACCAGAAAAUCAGUCGAGAAAUUAAGUGAUUAUGACAUUGCUUCUGCACGAAGUAGCUUAAGUAAGGUGAAUUUGAAAAGCCUGCGAGAAAAAAGGAUUAAUUUUUUUGAGCAAAAUAACAAGUCUCGUGUGACUAACGUCAAUGGUUGUGCUACCGAGUCUGAAAUACCAACUUUAGAUCAUGGAUUCGACGUUAAAGCUGAAAUACGUGACACUCAUCACCGAAAUAAUGGUGCUCUGGAAGAAAGUACUUCAAAUGACCACCGCACUCUGUUUGAAUUGGGGAGUAAUGGGGAAUCAACUCUGGAAGAUGGCGAUAAGGACAACCACUUGUAUUUUACUCGUCAAAAUGCAUUUGGAUCAAACAAAUUUGAUUCAGAUGUGGAAAAUGUAUCUUGUCCAAAGCAAGAAGAAGAUCUGGAAGUAAAUGAAGCUGGUGUCUUUUCAAUAGAUAUUGCAGAAUACUCAGGUGCGAAUAAUGCACAUCUAACUCAAACUUCAAAGCAUGAAACUGAGAUUGGUGAUUUUUUUGAUGAAGACAGUGACUCUGAUUAUACAGUAGAUGAUCCGGUCGCAAGGCACGCAAGCCCAAGAAUGGAGAGUCAUCUAAAUUGGAGUGAAUUUCUUUCCAUGUCGAAUGCUACAAUGUCUCCUCUAGGACAGUCCAUUUCUCCUCCGGUCCCUCAGAUUACUGGAGCAUUGUAUCAUGAAUUUGUUUCAAGUGAGGAAGAGAUGUUUCGUUCUUCGAAAAAAUCUCAAACAAAAGAUGGUAAUAGGGAGAAGCAGCUGCAUCAAAGACCAAGAUCUUUCUCUCAACCCAGCACCCCCAGAGAUUGCUCGGAAAUGUGUGUGAUGUCGUCUGUAUGUUAUUGUGCCUGUCUUGAUGAUAGUUGUGUGUGUGGGUUGAGCCAUUUGAAGGACAUUGAAUUAAGUGAAUGUGAUUUUCAAAAUUGCGGUGUGAAUGGUUCAUCAAAAAUGGAUAUUUUUAGCUUCAAGUGUGAUGAUGUAUUCAAUAUGAAAUGUUCGAAUGAGUCUGUUAUUGCAUCUGGCAGUUUGUCGCCCAACAAUAUUCCCCAAGGCAAUACAGGAAAUUUUCAAGAGGUAAUGUUUUGUCCUAACUGUAAUGAAAGGAACAAUGCUGCCAAGAAUUUUUGCGCUCACUGUGGGUCAUCAUUUUUUGAUAUGAGACCCUUUAGCAGUAAAAUGUUUAGUUUAAAUGAUGGAAAACGAGACUUGGAGCUGCACGCAAAGCUUAGAAAUAAUAAUAGGCAUGAAACUUCAAAUCCUAACCCGGAAUCUAAUUUUAUUCAAAACAAAUCAUUUGUGGUGCAAAAAGGCAACAUUAAAAGUGACAUAAGGAAAACCAAUGUCCACCAGAAACAAAAUGGUCGCCGAUGGGAAAAGUCCAAUUUAGCUUGGACUACCUACAAGAAUAGUCAUUUGUCCAAGCCAUCUAGCAUCAAUCAAGAAACAAGAGUCUCUGCGAAAGGCAAAAAGUAUUCAAAACAGGCAAACGAGGCAUCCAGACCUGUUUCUUGCAAGAAGUUUGAUCGGCAGCUUGACUCUGUUGCUCUAACAGGAAUUAAUCCAGGGAGUUUACCAAAGUCGUACAAGUUUCAAGAGUUUAAAAAGAAGAAAGCUAACGUGUUAGAUGAAGUUGUUGAUGGACUGACUUUAAAAGGCAUCAAAGCUGCGAAGAAAUCAAUGAAUGACAACAAGUUUAGAGAAAAAGUCGCCAAAUCCAAGCUUGAUUGUCACGUGAUCCAGUCAACUUCUAACGAAUCAACGUCGUACUUGUGUCUCCCCGAUGAAAUCAUCUUGAGAAUACUGUGCCAUCUCUCGCAUUCCGAUUUGGUUAAGUGUUCGCUUGUCUGCCGUCAGCUGCAACGUAUUUCACAGGAUGAAAUUUUGUUAUUUACAAAUCAAGGGAGGACCAUCGUAUUGACGAGAAAUCACAGCAUCAACGAUGAGACAAUGGAGAAGAUUGGAGCGAAGAAACCUAUCAGCUUAAGCUUCAUUAAAUGUCGUGGCAACGACGUGACAGCCAAUGGCUUGCGUGAGCUCUUUCGACGCUGUGCAGCAAGUCUGCAGGAAUUGAAUUUCAUCGGUUGUAAUGGCGGCCAACUGAUUGGCGAGAGUAUCCUACUUCACGUUGCUUUACGUUGUAACAGACUGCGGUCAGUGGACGCGAGCUGGAGUAACGUCGGUGACAAUGGUGUCGAAGCUCUGGUCCUGAACGUUGAACGGCUGGAAUCUUUGUCCCUGAAUGGCUGUCAGGCAAUCACGGAUCGUUCUUUAAAAGUCGUUGCCGACAAGCAUGGCAAAAGUUUAAGAUGCUUCGAAAUAUUUGGUUGCUUUAAUGUUUCUGCUUCGGCAAUCAAACGUCUCGGUCAAAAAUGUUUAAAUUUACAGACGCUGAACCUUGGUCAGUGCCAUAAGAUAACAAGUGCCGAUAUUGGACGUUUGGUUUCGCAUUUGGGGUCGAUUGUCAAUCUCGAUUUGCGAGGCUGUAAAAAGGCUCGUGAUGCCUGUGUGAAGACUAUCGUCGAACAUUGUCCUUACCUCGUCAACCUGGUUCUGGCCAACUGUCCUUUGAUUACAGACGAAUCGAUGUCUGUCAUCGCCACGAAUCUUACCACUGUCAGGUAUCUUGACGUUUGCGGCUGUGUGAAGGUCACCGACAACGGCGUGAAAGCUCUUGCUCAUUCUUGUAAUCGCCUGAACUCGUUGGAUUUGAGUUCCACCAGUAUCACAAAGAAAAGUGUGAUGCUGCUGGCGAAUUAUUGCAGCCAAAAUUUACAGUCGUUGAAGUUGAGUUUUUGUGUUGACGUAACGGACGAGAGCGUGUCGCGGCUCGUGAAACACUGCAAAAGAAUGAAGAUACUUCAUCUUUACGGCUGUAAAAGAUUGCGUAAUUUAAAAGCUUUACAGAAACUUAACAAAUCACUGAAAUUGGAGUUUUAGAGUUCGUCGAAGUCACGUGUUGAAAUGUUGUGCAAAAAUGGAUGAAAUGUGUGUAUAAUACUUUUGAAUAAGCCUUUUUUCUGCCAGAACUUCUUGAUAAAUAAGUAGCGUAUGUCUGUAGGAAGAUAUAAUGAUUAUUUCUCUGAAGGUCUCAAAGACUCUAAAUGUGUGAAAAUUGAUGUCAACAAUUCUCAUCGCGUAUAAAUGGAAUUGACACUAAAAGAAAUUGUUAAAUACGUAUGAUUGUAGUUAAAAUAUAUUUUAUUUUGCUGGGGCAAGGGUCAA
Messenger RNA from Xenia sp. Carnegie-2017, 3631 nucleotides. RefSeq lists its product as uncharacterized. The record is from RefSeq and is a predicted model, not a curated record. Gene Ontology annotation, molecular function: protein binding. The transcript has 12 exons. NCBI's taxonomy places the organism in Eukaryota, Metazoa, Cnidaria, Anthozoa, Malacalcyonacea, Xeniidae. Gene Ontology annotation, cellular component: SCF ubiquitin ligase complex. Bases 140 to 3346 code for a protein of 1068 amino acids. Gene Ontology annotation, biological process: SCF-dependent proteasomal ubiquitin-dependent protein catabolic process.